This is a messenger RNA of Plasmodium knowlesi strain H, 3252 nucleotides long. Its product is annotated as secreted ookinete protein, putative. The coding region runs from base 1 to 3252 and encodes 1083 amino acids. NCBI's taxonomy places the organism in Eukaryota, Apicomplexa, Aconoidasida, Haemosporida, Plasmodiidae. The transcript has 4 exons. The record is from RefSeq and is a predicted model, not a curated record.
AUGCAAAUUAUUCGCAUCCUUCUGUUCAGUCUCCUCAUAGUAGCAUCUUUGCCCACGAGCAGCAGGAAGACCCCCCAUACGAAUCCUCAGAAGGAGGACCAAAGCGGAAAAAACGAUAAUAAUGGUAGCCAAGCGGACACCUCCACGGGGGGGGGCAACCAUAGUAAAAACGAUGAGUGGGGUGGAAAGAAAGAAGAAGGGGGGAAAUUAGAAAGAGUGGCCCGUGGGGGAGGGGAAGAAGAGGAAGAUUCGUUAGGGCAAUCGGAACAGUUAGACGAUGGUACAGAGGGCCACCCCCCCGAAGGGAAGAAGAACAGCCACCACAACAAGGCCCAACAGAAGAACGGUCGCAGUGGUCACAGUGGUCACAGUGGUCACAGUGGUCGCAGUGGUCGCAGUGGUCGCAGUGGUCGCAGUGGUCGCAGUGGUCGCAGCAGAAGAUAUGAAAGUCGAAGCCAAAAGAAGACGGGGAGCAGUUCGAAUGAAGGAAGUGUAUUCGGAAUCUUCCAAAGUCUCAUAAACAGAGAUAAGUCUGGGCACAACAUUAAUGUAAAGCAGGUGCCUUUUUAUCGGGAAAAAGGUUACAAUAAAGAUGGAAUAUCAGAUGAGAAAAAACUGGCUAGCCAAUUUGUGAAGACUCUACAGAAGAGCGAAAUGAAUCAGACAGUUGAGGGUACCAUACCCAUUGGAAGCAUGGACAAAGCGAAGGAGUGUAGAUACAGCUAUGCUCUCUUUGAACAAGGAGUGAAAAAGGAAAUGGUACUCAACAGAUCCUUGGAGGAGGAAGACAUCGUCGAGGAAAGUACAUCCGUGGAAGAAGAACAAUCGUCAACUGGGAGUGGUCAUCAGGGGGAAGAGGAAGAAAAGGUUGAUGAAAGCGAUGGCAUUGGAAAUGACACUGGGGAGGAGGCCGAAGGAGGGGGCACGCGCGACUUCCUAAACUUUGAGAAGGAAUUCAUGAAAAGGGAAGAAGAGGCCGAACAGGAUGGGGAGAAGGAAGCCAGCAUGCCCAGCUACAACGAAGGCAGUGCGAAGGGGAAAGCGGGAGAUGACACCGCGGGGGGAGCGAUAGGGAUGAAAAAAGGUCCAAGUCAGAAGGAGCAAAAUAAGAAGAGGAACUCAGUAACUCAGACGGGUGAUAAUGCAACUAGUGGUUUUAAGAGCGGUGAGGGUGAAUAUGAUUACACGAUGAGGAGCAUUCCUACGGAACAGAUGGACGAACAGGACGUACUACUAAUAAACAAGCCAGAAGCAAUAAAGUAUUUCUUCGAGGUAUUGACAGAGGUAUUCGCCAUUAUCAAGCUGGGGGUGAUUCAUCGAUUCACCCACGUUGUUAUUCCCAUAAAAGAUGUAAUCGUGUCGAAGACACUACGUCAAAUAGAGGUGGUCCUAAUGACCAUGUUAUCUGUGCACAGACUUGGAAGUCACAAGUACAGAAAUACAUAUGGACUUGGCAUCAUCACACUUCUUCUGUACCUGUUGAUAUACCUCAUCAAGAGAUACAUAUAUAAGGGGGAAAGCAAAAGGAGAGAAGAGAAAUGCGGCUCUAAGGCAGAUGAUAUAUAUGUAGUGAAUCUUUUAAGAAGAAUACUAUACUUGGUGGAGAAAAAGAAGACCGCGAACAAUUCGGAAGAAGGGGUUCUUAACGAUGUUCUUUACAACACGGAGACCUUACUAGCCACAACCAAUAUCACAAACAAAGAGAACAAACAGAUCUACACAGACAUGAUAGCUAGCAUUAACAACCUUGGUAUAUUUACAUACGUUUCAACGCAGGCUUUAAAAAGUAUUAACCACAAAUCUGAUUUGUUAAUAAAUGGGUUCAGUGGAGGGAAAUCUCUCAGAGCGGGAGAAGAGGAGGGCAUGUUAGAUGUGGACAUGGACCUCGAUAUGGACCUAGAUGUGAAUGCCCUGGAUGGUAGUGCGUUGGGUGGUAGUGCGUUGGAUGGUAGUGCAUUGGGUGGUAGUGCAUUGGGUGGUAGUGCGCAAGGUGGUAGUGUGUUAGGUGGAAGUACACUUGGUGUUAAUUUAGGAGGGGGCAUGGGGGCUGCUUUAAGAAAAAGGGUCUUUCCCAACGUUGUGGGGAUGGGUCUACCGAACGGUAUAGGAACUGUCUUACCAAGUGGCAUAGAGCCUCCGCUCCCAGCAGAAGUAGGUGGUAACAUGAUGGACGACAUUUACAACGUAAACAAUAUGCAAAAUAAUUUUGGCGACGACUCCAUGUAUGGAGAGAGCAUCAUGAGGAAUAAAAUCCCAUACAACAUGUUCCAACAACAUAAUGAUACGUUCCAGGAGGAAGACCUACGAGCAUACAAGAACGGCAAUUCCAAUUACGGUUUCGUUAGAGAAGGUCAUGGUGCAAAUAGUGGAGGUAACUUCCCAUACAAGACUUUGAAGGCUGGAGGGGGGGUGACUCAUUUUUCUGAAUUCGAUCCCCCCCAGGAGUAUCCAAAACAGGAGGAUAAUUUUCUUAAGGAAGACAUGAACAGUAGAAACAGCAUUUCCCAUGUGUCGAAAUCGUCCAAUCCAAUGAACCCGCAGGAGAUGAUUAAUGAGGAUGGAGAGAAAAGGAGUGAUGGUAAACAGAGAGGAGUGGAUCCUCCUGCGAUGAUGUACAUGUCCAGCGAGCAUCUCCCCGACGCUCUGAAGGGAGCGCAUAAUGGGGCUCCACAAAAUACCCUUCAAAGUGGCCAACAUAACACUCCACCCAAAUCCCCCCAAAAUCCCCCCCCCUCUGUCCAACCUCCUACACAUGUUCCCCCUGCACAUGUUCCCCUUCCACCCAUGUUCCCCUUUGUCCAUGAUAUAAAUAACUCUCACAUGAACCGCAAGGGAGACGUGCAUACAAAGAACUACGCCGAUGAGGUCGGUCCCUCGAAGAAAACGUCUACCGGGUUGAAUGUUAGCCCUCCAGAGAAAAACACCGACUCAGGGGAUAGCCUCUUCCAUGUACAUGGAAAGCUAAACAUGAUGAAUGCUACCCCCCCGGGGGAAACUAUCUCCAGUGUGAGCAACCCCCCCAAGAAAAAGGACGAAUUGCCAGGCCCGCAGGCAGCCUUUUUUGAUGACCCCCAAAGUGGAGCGGCCUCCCCGCCAAAGAAAGACUCCCUCCAGAAUUACGCACCUCCCCCCCUCGCGUACAUGCCACCAACCCAUGAAGUACUGGAAGGAGCGCCCAACCGGAAUCAGAAGUACUUAACACAGAGAAAGGAGAGGCAAAAAAUCGUAGCAACGAAGUCUCCCUUUAAUUAA